AUUGAUAUUUUAUAGUCUCUAUAUUUAUUUAGCAUAGUGAUUAAUUUAAAUGUUUAUAAGAAAUAAUGUCAAAUUCAAUAAAUGAUAUUGAUUUUUCCUAUUCAAAUAAAAACAGAUUAAAUUCUUAAGAUAUACAUAUAUAUAUAUAUAUAUAUAUUUCUUUUUAUAUUUUUCUCUCGAAAAAGGAUAUUUAUUACAUAUAAAAAGAAAACAAAAGAAAACAAAAGAAAAUUAUUGAAUACAUAUAAUUUAACAUAAAUAAUUCUAUGAUCAUAUUGUCUAUUCUAAUUUACAAUAUGAUAUGAUUACUUGGACUUAUAAAUAUGUGGAUUAUUAUUAUUAUUUAAAUUGUAUAAAAUUAUAUUCAUUUAAUAAAAUUUCUCUAUUUAUAUUUAUUUAUUUAAUAUUACAAUUACCAAAUUUAUGUGAUUCAAUUGAAUCUAAUAUAAAAUGGUUUAUAUAUUCAAAUCAAUUAGUGGAUACAUUUUCCGUAAAAGAUUUGAUUUCAAUGGGUCAAGGCAACAUCUUCUAUCAUCUUCAUUCUGGAAAUUAUACAAACCUCUUAGAAUUACCUCACCUGAACAGUAUUUUCGUUAUUGGAAACAGGAACGCAAUAUUUCGCUUGAAUCCAGAAAAUCUUCGACUGAUGGCUAGUUUUGAGUUGCCAUCAAAACCAAUAACAUCAUUCUGUAUGGCGAAUACAAAAACUCCAUGCAUUGAAACACCGGAAUUUAAUUUGUUACUACAAACUCAUGAUAAACAAAAUAUUUGGUAUUGUUAUCUUUAUCAAACAGUCUAUAUGAAUCAGAAUGUCAUUCCAAAUGUACAGUCUGCAAGAUGUGAAAUACCUUCACCGCUUAAUUUAGAACCUGAAUCUCGUUUAGUUCAAUGGGAAAAUUCUGUAUACUCAUCACUUGAUAUAAAUCGUCCAGGUGUAAGUCUAAUGGGUAGUGAUGGUUUCUUGUAUAGCUCUGGUUGGUUUCAUGGAGCAAUGCGAAUACAUCGUUCGAGAUUACCAAAUUUUGAUGGGAAAGCUAAUUGGAACCAAUUCUUGGCUACUCCACCAGAUGAUGUCUUUUUAAAAGAAUCAACUCAUUUCAUCUGUGCAUUUGAAACAUCGGAUUCUGCUUAUUUCUUAAUUCGUGAAUUAAAAUCACCAACAUGUGAAGCUAGAAUUCAUAAUCGUUUCGUACAAACAUCUAGUUCUUUUGCUGAUACUGAUAAUGUUCAAUUUUCCUCUUCAUCCUCAUCAUCAUUUUCAAAGUCUUCAAUAAAGACAACAAUACUAUCGUCAAUCACUGAAACACCAGUUACACGCCUAAUAAGAAUAUGUAAAAGGGAUCCAGGUGGAUAUCAAUAUGUGAAUGAAGGUGAAUUUGUUACAUUUAGUAAAGUGACAUUAGAAUGUAAAUUUCAUCAAAAUCAUCCUAUAAAUUAUUAUAAUUAUAAGAUAGAAAAUAAAAAGGAACUAUUUACUGAUCCGUUACUGACUGAAUUUUCUUAUGGUCAUUCAAUAUCUGGUAAAUGGGAUCCUUUGGAUAAUAAGUUAUAUGUUAGCUAUCAAACUGGCAUGAAAUAUCCCACUGGUGAUGCACUUUGUGUUUAUGCAUUAAAUGACAUAGAAGAUGCAUUCAAUAGUCAAUUAGCACCAAAUGAAAAUUCGGGCAAAACUCAAAUAUUGCCAAAUACCUUUGAAAAUAUAUGUAAAAAUUUGGAUUCUGGUCAGCUGACAGAAUCAAAUAUAGAUAAAAUACGUCAACUACCAAGAACACAUCUAUUACGUGUUAAACAUGUGAAUCCAAUUGAUAAUCGUCCAUUAAUUAUUCGUCCUGUCCCAGGAUUACCAUUUAAACAAAUCAAUCAUCAAUUAGGCUGGUAUCAUAUAGAAAUUGAUCAUAAUGAUAAGAAUGUUAUUUUAUAUUUAGCUGGAAAACAACGUAUUGAGCGUUAUGCAUUAUUUAAUUUAUCUACGGAUGAUACCAUGGAGAUAUGUCCUUGGGAUCAAUUGACGAUUGAAGAUUUUGGUAUAGAAAAUGAAAUUAUUACAGGUAUUUAUAUGAAACAUAUCAAACCAAGUAAAGAAUUUUAUAUAUUAACAAGUAAACAUGUCAUUCAAUUACCAAAAUCGAUUCAAUUAUGUGAAACAAUUAAAACAUCAAGUGAAUGUAUCAAUACAAAUAGAAUUUCAUGUAAAUGGAAUAAUUUAUUAAAUAAAUGUGAAAUAAAUUAUAAAACAUCAAUAAAUCAUGAAAAUAUAAUAAAAAAUAAUUUUUAUAAAAAGAAAAAUGAUCAAAAUCAAAAUAAUAAAAUUUUACUCAAUAAUAUUUUUUCAAAAUUUUCUACAUUCAAUCCAAAUUUUUGUUUAUUUGAUAAAAAUAAAUUUCAAAAAAAUAUAAAUGAUCAAUUAAUUAAUUAUUGGUGGAAACAUCUUCAAGGUCAUUUGCAACAACAACAACAAGAGCAGCAACAACAAUACCAACAAAAUGAAUUAAUUCAAAAUAAUCAAUCACCAAUUAUAUGUAUGACAUCGAUAUGGUCACCUUUAUUAAAUCAAUAUCAGAAUCUUACUUGUCAUUGUCAACCAUGUAUUGACUGUACAAAUGAUGAAUUAUAUAGAAUGAAAGUUAUGAAUUGUUAUUUUCAACCAUCAUGGUCAUUCUGGUCACCAUGGUCUUCUUGUUCAUCAGACUGUGGUCAUGGGAUACGCACACGUAUGCGACGGUGUGAUAGUCCAAAACCUGUAGAAAUGAAGAUUAAUAAUCAAAAUACUAAGAAACUGAUUGGAUGUAAACAUAGUUACGACAUUCCAGUCGAUGAAAAUCCUUAUCCACCUGAAGUUGAAUUGCAAGUUGAGCAUUGUCAACAGACUAAUAAAGUUUGCAAUCAUGAAGUUUCUUCACCAAUCCUCUCUAAAGAGCAAACAUAUCAUUUAGGUGAAACUUUUCUAAAAUGGAAUGAUUGGAAGGAUUGUUCUACUAAAUGUGGGAUUGGUAUAAAAACACGUAAUUUAAUUUGUUCAACAAUUAUCAACAAAUGGGAUCAAAGUGAUACUUCACAAUGUUCUGUUGUGAAUUCUGAAACAAUUGAUACAAGGAUUUGUGAGAAUUUCACAUGUCAACAAGAAAUUGUUCACUCAGAAUGGACACCUUGGUUGAAAGUAUUGCCUAAUAAUCCACGUAUAUUAAAGUAUACAACAAUACCUGGUCGAUUAAAUUCACAAGUAUAUUAUGAACAACGUCUUCGUCAUUCAUGUAGUGUACCAUUUGAAAAAGCUAAUGAUUUACAAAUUGUUAGAACACAAAUCGUUGAGAGAAAAUGUUUCAGUAUUGAUCAAAAGUGUUCUAGUGUAUCAAACAUAAUAAACAGUCAAACUGAUGAAGAAAAUAGAAUUGUUUCUGAAACAACUGAAAGAUCUUUUAACUCAAUCUGGUCACCAUGGAGCGAAUGGUCUGAAUGUAAUCAAAAUUGUAUUCCGUUAGAAAGUAUUUCGUCAGCUGACCAACUAGAUAAACAACAGACAAAAUUUUCCAGUACCAUCCUUUAUACCUCGAAUCAAUAUCAAAUUCGUACACGUAAAUGCUUAUCUAGUGCGUGUUCACAAAAUAAUCGUUUAGAUGCUGUUAUUGAUUUACGCAGAUGUCCUUCCAAACCAGCAUGUAAAAGUGGCUGGUCAUGCUGGUCUGAUUGGUCAAAUUGUUUCUCGAUGAAAUAUGAUAAAAGGAGCAUCAAGUCUCCAUGUAAUUGGCGUGACGAUGGGAAAUCAACACGUACACGAACUUGUAUACUAACACCAUAUGAUCAAAAUCCAGAGAAACAGAAAGUAAUUUGUAGUGGAUAUGAACAAAUGAAAAAGCAAUGUAUUUGGUUUGGUAGUGAUCAAACAGAGUGUUCUGAGUUUAAUUUAACCGGCAUAUAUUCCGAUAUUCCAAUUGAUAUAAACACAAAUUAUCAUAAAACUUCAGUUUGGAGUAGUUGGUCCACUUGGUCAUCAUGUGGAUUGAUACAAACACAAACUAGUGGAAAUGAACUUCAAUUUUCCGAAAAUUCAUUGGACCCAACAAAUCCACACCUACUUGCUGUCCGAAGAAGAGAAUGUCAGUUAAUUAAUAUUGACAAUAGUGAAUUAUAUGCAGUGGAUAGUCACAGAACAGUUUGUUCUGGUUCAUGGAAUCAAAUGAAAACUUGUCCUAAUAUGGCACUGAAUAUUGCAGGAGUGUUUGGUCAUAUGAACAGAAAAAGGAUAAAAAAUAAAUUCACAACUCUUCAUAUAAUCCUAAUUGGUCUGCUGAGUUUUGUCGCCGGGAUAUUAGUGGCUGGUGUGGGAAUAAUUAUUUACCAUAGAGAAUGUCAUAAACGAUAUUUGACUAGAAAUAUUAAUGGUAAUAAUAAAAAUAACAGAAUCAGUAAGUUAAAAAGUGGAUUAGUUCUUGAAGAUGAUAUAAAUAACCUGCAUCCUAAUCAUUUGAACUUUUCACCGCCACCUCAGCCAAUUCUAACUUUGCCUAUACCAAACAUUGUAACAUCAUCUAUAAAUGAGAAUUCACUAAAUUGUGAGUACCGAAAAGCUCAUAGUAUUGUUUACGAUUCAGUAGCUUCACAAGAUGGUGUUACGUAUUUAGAGCCAAAUAUCAACUAUCAGCAAAAGCCCAACAAUGAUCAACCGAACGCAUAUAGUAGAUUUAAUUAUAUACCUGAUUCACGUUCAAAAGAUGAAGCAUUUAAUAGAAGAGAAACAACAACAACUGUGGCCAAUAAAGUAGAUGGUAUGUUGAGAAACGAUGGAUUUUGGAGUUAUCCUCGUUCAGGUCGAGUAAUAACACCGUCAAACCCACUGAAUUUUUAUGAAGAGAAUGUUUCUAACUUACCUACUCAAUAUUAUCAUGAUACAAUUGGUUAUCAACUUCGUCAUCAUCAGCAACACCAUAAUUCCAAUCCGGCUUCACAGUUUUAUAGUACAGACAUUGGUCAUUUGCUGCAAUCAAAAGAUAAUCAUGAUGACCACGGUAAAUAUCUAGAAAAUUCUCUAUCCACAUCACCUUCAGGUUAUAAACCGAGUGGAAUUUUCAAGCGAAUAAACAUCGAUACGGUACAACAAUAUUCACAGUCUCCUAUAUUAAUUCCUCAAAAUCAUCCUAAAUACCGAAGGAAAUCUCAGAUUCAUAAUCAAACUAUAAGUACGAUAUCAACACAAUUAGAACCGUGGUAUGCCUCGGCUGCUAUCGGUUUACCGAACAGUAGUGGUAAUAGUAAUAGCAAUCGUCGAUUAACGUCGGAUUAUGGCACAUCACCAAUGGAUAUGACGAAUACACAUCAAUAUCGUCAUGAACAUGUCGUCAGUCAUGAUGAAAAUAAUGAUAACCACCAUGAGGAAAGCUUUCGAUUCCCGCCCAAAAUGCCGAUCCUAUCUGAAAGGCAUAAAUUAUAUGAUGUCAACUCACAGUCUAGAUUGAUACCAUCGUUGUCAGUAUAUUCACAUCAUUCUUAUAGCUCAAACUUUUUAGAUGCCGAUAAUCGAUCAUCUGUAUGGAGUGGAGGUGAAUCAAUUCCCUUCGAAAGACCAUCUAAUCCACACUUAAGAGAACCAAAUGAAUUUUUUGAGCAACAGUCACCUUCAUCACAACCACUUCCCUCCCAAACACGUCCGCCUCACAUUACAUCGGAAGAAAUUCCUUCCUCUGUACCGGUAACAACUUAUUGUAUAACACCAUGAACUUUGGAACAUGGUUAUGUUUGUUUUUUUAAUGACUAUUUUUAGGCUAACAGACAAGACAUUAGGCUUUUAUUUUAAUUUUUUCCUAAAUUUUCUUCUUCCCCCAUACUUUUAAGUCUAAAUAACAUUAAACAUAAUACUGUGUACUUAUAGCAUGAGUAGUUAUUUGUAUUUGUGAAAGGUUGUAAACAUUGAAUUGUGCAUAGACUUAUAAGGUUAUGCAUAAUUUGUAUUUAAUUAUGAUAAACACAAAGUUUAGUUCGUGAAAUAAUAUUAGAUAAUUCAUGUUCUUUAGACUUACCUACAAAAUCACUUUACAGGUAUAAUGAUCUGGACAUAGAGUUUGAAAAUGUAUAACUAUCAUAUCUGAUAUGGAAUAUUAAGACUAAAUUAAAUACCAAGUCAGCAUACAACAAUUAAAAUUAACUCAGUAAAGAUAAUUGUGCUUAAAAGUUUCGCAAUUUGGCUAGGAGAAUUCUAAGAAUUGGUUUAAUUUGAAAGUGGAUUUCAUCACGAACUGAU
Messenger RNA from Schistosoma haematobium, 6232 nucleotides. Its product is annotated as Semaphorin-6A. Gene Ontology annotation, molecular function: protein binding. The record is from RefSeq and is a predicted model, not a curated record. The coding region runs from base 302 to 5710 and encodes 1802 amino acids. NCBI's taxonomy places the organism in Eukaryota, Metazoa, Platyhelminthes, Trematoda, Strigeidida, Schistosomatidae. The transcript has 15 exons.